AUACGGAUUAGGAAUCCUGGAUUGUCUAACGUCAAUAUGACAGACAACACACUCGCACCAACCUUCACCAUGGGUUCCAAUCGGGGCGAAGUUGACCCCACAGAUCUGCCUUACCGUACACUGACGGCAGAUGCCAACAUUGAAGAGUACGUCCAGGAGACGCAGACCGGUGAGAUCGCCAAACCUGUUCGGACGGCCGAUGGUAGGACAGAAGACUACAAGCUGGUUACCUUCAAAGUCGACGACCCUGAAAAUCCCAAGAACUGGCCGAAAUGGAAGAAGUGGUACGUGACUAUGGUCGUGGCGUUUACCUGCUUCGUCGUCGCCUUCGCCAGUAGUGUUAUCACCGCCGACAUCGAAGGCCCCGCCGAGGAGUUUGGUGUCUCUCGUGAAGUCAGUCUCGUUGUGGUGACAGUGUUUGUUAUUGGAUUUGGUGUUGGUCCCAUGGCGUUUGCUCCCUUGUCUGAGAUGUAUGGACGGCGGCCCGUUUAUGCUCUCACUCUCCUGCUAGCCGUCGUCUUCGUCAUCCCAUGCGCCGUUGCCGAGAAUAUUGGAACCCUCAUCGUCUGUCGAGCCAUCGACGGUAUUGCAUUCAGUGCCCCCAUGACUCUGGUCGGCGGUACUCUUGCCGAUAUGUGGAGGAACGAGGAGCGUGGCGUCCCCAUGGCCGCGUUCUCGGCGAGUCCCUUCAUCGGCCCAGCUAUCGGCCCGCUAGCAGGAGGGUUCCUCGCCGACGCCUCGGGCUGGCGGUGGCUAUACUGGUUAACUCUGAUUCUCUCCUUUGUCGCCUGGGUGCUUAUCACCUUUACUGUCCCUGAGACCUCAGCGCCAGCCAUCCUAGCGAGACGCGCGAAGAAGCUCCGCAAAUCAGAGAACGAUCCAAAAUAUGUUACUGAGACUGAGCUGGACGCACGGCCGAUUGGUGAGAGACUCCGUGUCUUCCUCUUGCGCCCUUUCCAACUGCUCUUUCUCGAGCCCAUCGUCCUCUUUAUCUCGCUGUACAUGUCCGUCCUCUACGGUCUGCUGUACAUGUUCUUCGUCGCCUAUCCUAUAGUUUAUGAAGGUGGCAAGGGCUGGAGCGCCGGGACUACGGGUCUCAUGUUCAUCCCGCUUGCUAUCGGCGUUCUGUUGAGCGCCGCCUGUGCCCCAUUUGUGAACAACCACUACCUAUCUCUUUACUCAAAAUACGGCGGCAAGCCACCCGCGGAAUCUCGUCUCAUCCCAAUGAUGAUCUCCUGUUGGUUUAUUCCCAUCGGCCUGUUCAUCUUCGCUUGGACUUCGUACCCCAAUAUUCACUGGUUCGGUCCAAUGAUUGGCGGAUUCCCUGUUGGAUUCGGGUUUAUUUUCCUGUAUAACUCAGCUAACAACUAUCUUGUGGAUACAUACCAGCACCAAGCCGCCUCCGCCCUGGCAGCCAAGACCUUCAUCCGUUCGCUCUGGGGUGCCUCGACUGUUCUUUUCACGGAGCAGAUGUACGACCGGUUGGGCGAUCAAUGGGCCAGCUCUUUGCUUGCCUUCCUGGCCCUGGCCUGCUGUGCGAUUCCGUACGUAUUCUACGUCAAGGGCGCUGCCAUCCGGCGGUACUCAAGAUAUGCCUUUGCGGACGAUGAGGAGGCGCUUGCUACCAAGGCAUAA
Aspergillus nidulans FGSC A4 is the source of this 1635-nucleotide messenger RNA. RefSeq names its product MFS transporter. Bases 37 to 1635 code for a protein of 532 amino acids. Gene Ontology annotation, cellular component: membrane. The transcript is spliced from 3 exons. Gene Ontology annotation, molecular function: transmembrane transporter activity. NCBI's taxonomy places the organism in Eukaryota, Fungi, Ascomycota, Eurotiomycetes, Eurotiales, Aspergillaceae. Gene Ontology annotation, biological process: transmembrane transport. The record is from RefSeq and is a predicted model, not a curated record.